This is a messenger RNA of Rosa rugosa (rugosa rose), 792 nucleotides long. Its product is annotated as protein ALP1-like. Lineage: Eukaryota; Viridiplantae; Streptophyta; Magnoliopsida; Rosales; Rosaceae. Bases 1 to 792 code for a protein of 263 amino acids. The record is from RefSeq and is a predicted model, not a curated record. The transcript has a single exon.
AUGAGAAUGCUCGCGUAUGGCAUCACAGCUGAUUUCUGCGAUGAUUACCUAGAUAUUGCGAAGUCCACUGCCAUUGAGAUUUUUGAGCACUUCACAAAAGCAAUCUGGAAUGUGUACCAUGAGACUUACCUCCGCCGACCAACACCGGCAGAUUUGCGACGGCUGCUUGACAAGGCUGCAGAACGGGGAUUCCCGGGGAUGAUCGGUAGCCUUGAUUGUAUGCAUUGGCAAUGGAAAAAUUGUCCCACCGGAUGGACAGGGCAGUAUACUGGCUACAAGGGGAAGCCCACAAUCAUCUUAGAGGCGGUGGCCUCCUAUGAUACUUGGAUUUGGCAUGCCUUCUUCGGACUUCCAGGUUCCCUGAAUGAUAUUAACGUCCUUGGAUGUUCACCGUUGUUCAAUGACGUAUGCACCGGUGAAACCCCUGAAGUGAACUACCAGGUACAUAAUAGACAUUAUCGUCAAUGUUAUUACCUAGUUGAUGGCAUAUACCCUAAGUGGGGGUCCUUUGUACAAGCAAUCCGAAACUCGAGGUCGCCGCAGACACAACAUUUCACAAGGAUGCAGGAAGCAUACAGAAAAGAUGUGGAGAGAGCAUUUGGUAUUCUCCAAGCUCGUUGGGCAAUCAUAAGAGGACCAGCUCGUGGGUGGAGUAAGGAGAACCUUCAAUACAUCAUGAUGACGUGCAUUAUCUUGCACGAUAUGAUUGUUGAAGAUGAGCAUGAUGAAGAUGCAGCGCAGCCAUUUGAUCCGGAUGAUAUCCCAACCACCAAGGAAAGCAGAGAUAUAUAA